Messenger RNA from Acanthoscelides obtectus, 689 nucleotides. The record is from the annotation of a GenBank genome assembly. Lineage: Eukaryota; Metazoa; Arthropoda; Insecta; Coleoptera; Chrysomelidae.
GUACAGGCCGGCGGCGCACGAGGCGUGGUUGCGUAAAUGUAUCGUCAGUGUACAAAAAAAUGCGAAAAAAUGCCAAAUAAGUAUACACGAAAGACUGAUAGAGGAACUGCUAGUGUCGAAAUCUACGAUCUGGCCUUUGGAGAGCUUAGGUUGAGAGAUAUAUUAAGAAGAAAGAGACUUAUCAAGCAAACCCAGAAGGCAAAGCUCCGUCUAUGUGUUAUACCAUUCCGACUAUUUUUACAGAAGCGGAACAGAAUAUAUUAAGUGACUAUUUGUUAACAUGAGCAGCAUCUAAUUAUGGGCUGACCUCGAAAGAAACUAGAGUCAUUGCAUAUAAGUUAGCCAAAAAAUAUAAUAAAAAAAUUUCAGAGUCAUGGCAGAAAAAUGAGAAAGACAUAUUUGGAGAAGCUGAAUUUCUGCCAAGUCAAGUCACCGAUCGUCGCUACCGGUUUCAGAAAUUGUGGACAAUCUAGCAAAAAGAACUAUAACUCCAAAUCUUAACACUGACGCAGUUGAUAAUGAUGAAGCGAGAGCUAUUACUCCAGGUAAAUCUACAGAUCAAAUCAUGCCAUCUAGCAAUUUGUCCGUUGUAAGCAACAAUGCCAACGAAUAUGUUGCCUCCACAUCUGCAGCGCACACAUCAGUUCUGAAUAAUAAUAUCAUUGAAUCAAUUGCAUCCACAUCUAUAG